Molecule: messenger RNA, 8145 nt
Organism: Coregonus sp. 'balchen'
Lineage: Eukaryota; Metazoa; Chordata; Actinopteri; Salmoniformes; Salmonidae
Source: the annotation of a GenBank genome assembly
CGGCUGUUGGUCCCGCCUCAUUUUCGAUUUUCUGGAUGUUCAUUGCUCAAACUAGACAGCUAUCGUGUAUUCUUUUGACGUCAUCUAGGCGCUCGAACUCGUUGAUGAUGUUGUGGUUAUCCAUGCCGCCGAUUUAGUGCUUGUGUGUAAAGAUCUCAUUUUGAUCAGUCUCCCCCGCAUGGAGUUGUGCGCUGACCCGGUGGUGGCAACCUUGGAGAUGUCGGAUAUUAAAGGUAAAGAUGGAGAGCUUUCGGAAGGCGACGGUGACUACGAGAGUUUGCCACCUCAUGCCUCAUUGACAAUCCACAUGACAGCCGGAGCCGUGGCUGGAAUCCUGGAGCACACCGUGAUGUACCCCGUGGACUCUGUCAAGGUAGGCAUGCUAGCUAGCUAGCUAGCCCAUCAACAACUGUCAACCAAGUGAUGGGCUCAAUAACCAUUUUCAUUCGUAUCAUUAUGCAUUUCUGCGUUCCAGCUCAUCAGCAAGCAGGGGAGGAAAUAACCUUACCAGUUUUACAUGUGUGAACGCUAGGUAGUUGGCUAGACGCUAGCGCUAAUUAGCCAGCUACUAGCCAGCUAACUUACGCGUUAUGAGACAUGCCUUUGCAUAGCAAUACACUCGCUCGCAUAUGUGAAAUACCCCGUCUCCCUGAACGUACUGGCCCUGUUAAUUAAUGAAACAUCAUGCAAUUGAACUUUUCCAGUAUUUAGCCGCACACUUAGCUACAACUGCUAACUAGCUUAGUUAGCUAGCUUGUUUGCUAAAACUUUCAAAACCAUCAGCCUUCAAGUUCAGAGUGAAGCCUGCACAUGUAGACAUAACUCUCUGACAUUGCCCACACAGAGUGCCCAUUUGUUCUAUACAAUUCUUGACUGUACCCACAUCUGAACUUACUAAACUGAUUGUCAGACAAUUGAGGCAAAAAGGUGACGGUCACAUGGCUGUGCGCCAGGUUAGAGCUGUCAAAGGUGCUCAAAUGUAAUUGACACUGUGGCAAACUGUAGAUAGUGGUUAAUAUUGUUUCACGGUUCAAUGUAAAAUAUACUAAACCAAAUUGUUUAUUCCUGGACUAGAGUCAAAGUUUAUGGGCUUCUAGGUAACCUAUAAUAUGAGGACAUACAAGUUAAGUUUAAGUGGCUGUGAACUUUGUCCCCUGCUAUGCCCCCUCAUUGCAUACCGGUUGUUAUUAUUUCCCCAGCUCAUUCAGUGAAGUUCAUUCAUACACAUUUAUUGAAGUACAUUGCAUGUACAUAGAAACACUUUUGACUUGACACAUCAACAGAGAACACCCUACACAGAAUAAAGCUUGUGGCAAAAAAGGUAUAGGCUACAUAGUCCAACUUUUUAAAUCUCAGUCAGACCAUCAGAAUGAGAUGAUCGGACAUGGAGCCAAAUUAGCCUGUGUGUCUAUUCAACAGGGUUACACAAGCCAUUGUCGCCACUUCCUCCUCUGUAACUGCAAGAAUCUGUAGUUGGACCUUUCACGCUGUCCGUCUUACAACUGAAGGUUUUAGAGCCAGACUUUACACGUCUGGUCAACACACAGCCAAACAUAGCCACAUUGUUCCACCAAUUAGGUGCCUUUUGAGUGCAGUAACUUAGUGAAAAAACGUUUUAUUUCACCAAAUGUUAUAAUUCUGUCAUAAAGAUCACAUGUUCACAAAAAAAACAUGUUUUCCCAUCUCGAAAAAAACACACAAAAAAAGUUGACGACUUCAUCUUAAAUCAUCCCUAAAUCCCCUUGUGACGGGGCAAUUGAAUGCAAGCUUCACAAAAAAAUUUACAUUGUUAAAAAAUGUCUAGCCUGUCUAUGGGUAACAGGGCUGACGUGUUAUGCUCGACCCAUUCAGUGUUCCACCAGUAAAUGGAGUAGUAGUUAGAGUAGAUCCAGCUCACCUGCUUUUAUUUGGUGAAACUUGAAAUGAUUUGGGGUUAAGUGGGUUAAUCUUUCUAGAAGUUAGAGGAUGCACAGAGGGACAUAUCAAAAUGCUGCAUUUUGGCACUUUAGCAAGUCUUUAUUCCUCUUAAAAUUAAAUAUUGGUGCACAAUUUCUACUUACCGUAUCAAAGGGAUGCAAAAGGAACUCAUUUCGUGGACGACCAUGCUAUAAACUUAUUUUUUAUGAAGGAAUAGUUUAGAGUUAUGUAGAUAUCCUAUAGGCCUACUUCUAAUUGUCCACAAAAAUACUGUAUCUUAGGUCUAAAAGUUUAGUGACAUGGGGAAACAUGACAACAACAAAAAAGCUCAUCACUUCAAUUGUAUGUCAUUGGGCUUGGCCUAUUCAGUGGCUGACAUUUCUCAGAGGCUAUUAAGCAAUCACAGAGAAGACGGGAUGAAGAAAGAGGGCACAAGGGGGAUUUCUCGUCUCAGGAGAGACGUGUGACAGUGCAGGAAAGUGUUGACCAAGUCUUGGUAAAGUAAGGAAACAAUAACCUGGUUGUUGACUUUCCUUUGUAAUAAUGAUUGUUAUAACUGACAAUCUUUAUUUUUGAGUGUGGACAAACAAACUUGAGAAUUCACAAAGGCUACAUGAAUUCAUAAAACAAUUACCCAUGUACUAGAUUUAGGACCUACAUGAAUGACACCACAGGACCUGGGCUAUCCUUACUUUCUAUUUGUGGGAGAGUUGUAGGGAGUAACUAUACGUCCCUCUCUGUGCUACUACUAGAAGUGUUGGGUGUUAUCUUCAUCUCCAAGUGUGUAAGCAUUUGGAAUCAGUCACAUACAGAAAAAGGGUGUGUGCACUAUCUUUCUCUUUUACAGCUGAUUAGCAAACUGCCAUACAGCCUCUGCUAGCCAUGGGAUGCACUCCUGAAGUGCAUUUACACUCAUGCCAUGCACAAAUAUUUAAUCAUUACUUUUCAUGUAAAAGAAACACAGAAUACACUGACGUCCAUAGCCUCCAGUAGGUUCUGGUCUCCCAGUUCUAUAAUAAUAAUAAUAAUAUGCCAUUUAGCAGACGCUUUUAUCCAAAGCGACUUACAGUCAUGUGCGCAUAAAUUUUUACGUAUGGGUGGUCCCGGGGAUCGAACCCACUACCCUGGCGUUACAAGCGCCAUGCUCUACCAAUUGAGCUACAGAGGACCACUAUCACGGUAGGGUGACUUUAACCCCUACAGUUUGAGGUUUCUCAGGCUUUUGAUGUUAGCUUGCUGCUGAUGAAGUCACUCCCUGCUGAAGAGUUAAAGCAGCGGUGUCACACAGAAACAGGGAUUCCCUGCCCCAUGUCUACACUACAACCUCCAUUCAUUGUCAUGGAAGAGUGGGGAAAAAACAGUACUUCUUAUGCUGGCCAUAGAACCUUAAUGAAUUUGGCUGUCGCCAGCCCUGCUUUUCUCUCCAGCCCAAAAUAAGCAGGAUGGGCUGGUGCAAUUUUUCCAAUCCAGUGCCCAAUGGGUCCCCUUCCUCCUCGCCAGUUGGAAGGGUGCCAUUAAUGUUAACUGAAAGUGAAGAGUUUUUUAAAACCAAAAUCUUAGCUAAGAAAUACAGUUACCGAAACUAUUUGAGUUGAUCACAUGGAUGUAUUGGAGAGGGGAAUUGUGGUAUACUUUUGUUAUGACUUCACAGAGAGUUAGCCUAGCCCUAGAUCCUGGUAGCAUAUACUUACUAAUAGUUUUAUUACUGUGUCAUCACCAAAUCGUGUUAUUUUAUUUUGAGAUCUACUGCUUCCUCUUAUGAAGUAUGUCUUAAAGAUCCAAUGUAGCUGUUUUUAUCUCAAUAUCAAAUAAUGUAUAUUUAACAAUUAAGUACCUUACUGCGAUAUGUUUUCAAUUAAAAUGGUUAAAAAAAAAAUAUAUAGCGCUUCUUAGUGAAGAGCAAUUUCUCAAGCAAGCAUUUUGCUAGGACUGCCUGAGUGAGGUGCCUAAUUGGAUGAGACUAAUGGGAGGGAUAUGUAACCUGAACUAGCUGUUAUUGGCAGAGAGGUUUGGAACCCACUUUGUUAUUAGUCUAUUAACUUAUACCGCCUGAUGAUGUCUCCAGGCAGGCCAAAACUCCAUCCCACCAAAGCAGGCUGAAAUUUCCAGCGGCCUUUUCAAACAGCUCUUACACUAAAAGGGCAUUAUCAUCAUUUUCACAAUUUCAGUAUUAUUCCUACGUCAUAGUGUGGAAAUAUAUAUAAAACACUCAAAAUAUCACGCCUUUGACUGCACUGUGCCUUUUAAGCCCAUCAGGAAUGCAUUUCCUGGUAGUAAACUAAGAUCAGUUGCAGUAGAACAACGCAAACAAAUGACUCAUUGUGUGUCAUGCAGCAGAUUUAUUUCUCCUAAUUAUUACAUUGUUGGAGAUUUUACAUUACUUAGUUGUCGGACAAGGUGAGAAAAUAAACCAGAUGAAAUAAGGUCACCAAGUUUGUCUAAUAUUCGAUCAAUAGGCUAGUUUCCUAGUUCUUUGGCACAGCCAGAAAGAGUAGCCAUUUUAAUUGCCAGAGGCGUUGUAAUUGCCAGAGGCUGUGAUAAACGCCAACUGGGAUAAAGCAAGCUCUGUUUUGUCAAGUGGCCAAAUGAUUACAGACAGAGGCAGGCAAAGUCUCUCUCUGCAAGGCUGAGCCCAGAAGUACUUAAUGAGCGUAGAGUAUAGAAAAAUAGAAAAAUGUUUGACAGCACAGUCUCAUUCUGUACUCUUUCUUCACCACAUCGCUCAAUUUGUUUUUAGAAACGUCUCACUUCAGUGAUGCUUAAGAGGGGAGGGGACACUUUACUUAUCACUUAAAGGAGGCUCUGACAGGGGGUGGCCAGCACCUGGGCAGAGGUCCAACAUGUAUCAGUAUUACAGCUCUGAGCCUGCUCCCCUUCCCAGGGUGCAGGGUCACACUACUACCGUCUGCAGGGGUAUCUCAUUCUCCACACAUAUCAACUGCUUGUGUGGUCCCCCCCCCCCCCCCCUUAGAGCUCAACUACAGUAGCACUUCUGCAGGAAUGUGAUUAUAUUGUUAAAGUAAAUAGUAUUAAAUAUACAUCUAUAAACCUUCAACAUUUUAUAUAUGUCUAUUAUACAGUACAUCAUGCAGCCUAACUGAUAUCAUGCAGAGAUAAUCCUGUGAAGCUGUAAUGUGUUGUGGUUUCUCUAGAGCAAAGUUGCUAAGUAGAUGGAAUUACUUGGAUGAGGAGGUUGAGAUAAUAACAUAAUAGGGAGGUAAGCUACAGACAUGCAGUAGGCCUGCUGCUGUUAACUAAGGGCUGAAUCCUAACUCGCUCAAGGAUUAGGCCUACAUUGUUAAAUAGUGAGCCACUUCAGUGAGCCAGGUUUUCCUGAGUAGAUCCUUUUUGUUUACAAAAGUACGCUCACUAGGCUAACUCAUUUGUCAGCUUGUGACAAUACCUCUCUGUUCUCCCAGGCUUGGAUCAGAUGCUGAAAACAGGUUAACAGAAAAACCUUAACAGGUGAGGACCAGGGCUGCCCAAAUAUUGGAGUAGGUUCAAAAUCAAAGUCCUUGUACAGAAUUGUUUGAGCAAAUCUGCACGUAUGCGUUUGAUAAAUGAAUGAAGGUCAUUGUCUCUUCAGUUCAAUUGUCUAAUUGUAUCUCUGGCUAGUUGGUGUGCCUUGUUAUGAUGGGUAGGCUAGCUUAUUCCAUACAUUUUGCCUAGGUAAUAACAGUAAAAUAUAUACUGAAUAUACCCAACAUUAGGAACACCUUCCUAAUAUUGAGUUGCACAUCCUUUUGCCCUCACAACAGCCUCAAUUCGUCGGGGCAAGGACUCUACAAGGGGUCGAAAGUGUUGCUCAGGGAUGAAGGCCCAUGUUGACUCUAAUGCUUCCCACAGUUGUGUCAAGUUGGCUGGAUGUCCUUUGGGUGUUGGACCAUUCUUGAUACACAUGGGAAACUGUUGAGCGUGAAAAACCCAGCAGCGGUGCAGUUCUUGACACAAACUGGUGCGCCUGGCACCUACUACCAUACCCUGUUCAAAGGCACUUAAAUAUUUUGUCUUGCCCAUUCACCCUCUGAAUGGCACACAUACACAAUCCAUGUCUCAAUUGUCUCAAGCCUUAAAAAUCCUUCUUUAACCUGUCUUCUCCCCUUCAUCUACACAGAUUGAAGUGGAUUUAACAAGUGACAUCAAUAAGAGAUCAUAGCUUUCACAUGGAUUCACCUGGUCAGUCUGUCAUGGAAGGAGCAGGUGUUAUUAAUGUCUUGUAUACUCAGUGUAUAGUUGUAUAGACUACAGAUAAGGCAUUGCAUUCACCCUUUCAAAGACACGUUGAGAGAUAGAUGCAAGAUAAGUAAUGUCACCUGUAAGUAAAAGAUGACUACAGAAGCUAGUCUUGAAGGCACAUGCAGAAUCAGGCUCCUUGAGGUAGUGCUCAACAAUGUGUGUGAUUUGUGUAGAGUUUUAGUUCAGUUUGACAAACUUCAACUCAAAGUUUUAUGAAUCCCUCAAGCCAGAUGUAUCUGUAGGAAAUUUAAUUUCUAUUUUAUUAUUGGGGGGGGGGGGAACACAAGGCAAAAUGCUAAGAACAAUAAAACAUGGCAUGUCUUUUGGGCUGCACUACAUUUUGGGCCAAAUAAAAUCAUUGUUUGUGCUGUCCAAAUAACUUGGCAUGGCAGGGUAUAACAGUGAACUGCCACAGCCCCCCACCCUAGGCCUGGGACACACACACACACACACACACACACAUCACUCAGAAAGGACAUGAGUUCUGCCAAGAACAGACAUGAUCAAAAACAUGGCGAGACAUAAAAUCACUGGAGAAACUAUAACCUCCGAAACCCAGGUGAGUGUGGCGGUUUGACUAUAGUCUGUAAUUUAGCAGGUUGUAUAGACUACUUCAUGAGAAGCUAGGGUCUCUCACUUCAAAUAUCCUUCUUUCUCCAGACCAGGAUGCAGAGUUUGCAGCCAGACCCUAAGGCUCAGUACAGCAGCGUGUACGAGGCCCUAAGAAGGAUCGUCCGGACGGAGGGUCUCCUCAGACCCCUAAGGGGCCUCAACAUCACAAUGCUGGGGGCCGGCCCUGCCCACGCCAUCUACUUUGCCUGCUACGAACGUGUCAAGCACACACUCAGCGAGGUCAUUCAGAAUGGAGGAAACAGCCACAUAGCCAAUGGUGCAGUACAGUUCUGUUUCCCUUGGAAUUCUAACUCACACUACACACUGGAAGGUCAGGGAACAUGGCACAGGAAGAAGUUAAUUGUUUUGGUAGUUUACAUCUUUAGUCAUUUAGCAGACGCUCUUAUCCAGAGCGACUUAGUUAGGUGAGUGCAUAUUUUUUAAUUUUUUUUCAUACUGGCCCCCAGUGGGAAUCGAACCCACAACCCUGGCGUUGCAAGCGCCAUGCUCUACCAACUGAGCUACACGGGGCCCCAUAGUUGUAGUUGUGUUGGCAGUUUUGAUAAACUAACAGAAUAAACAAUUGGCUUGGUGAGAACUGAUGUAUUAUUACGUGAGGUAUUGUAUGUUGAUGGGUGGUAACAUGCGGAGGCCUGACUGACUCUGUCUUUGUUCCAACUAGGACUGGCAGGCUGUGUGGCCACUGUGCUGCAUGACGCGGUCAUGAACCCAGCUGAAGGUAAGGCUUUCAAAGGGGGCUUUGGAGUGUUAGAUUUGUACAGUAUAUUAACCCCCUUCUCUUAAUUUCCCUGUCUGUGUGGUGGUGCUGUCUUUAAUGGUGUUUUAGUGGUGAAACAGCGGAUGCAGAUGUACAACUCUCCCUACCGGAACCUGUUGGACUGUGUUCGGACUAUACAGCGCACUGAGGGGCUCGCAGCCUUCUACCGCAGCUACAGCACACAGCUGGCCAUGAACAUUCCCUUCCAGGCGGUCCACUUUAUGACCUAUGAGCUGAUGCAGGAGCGCCUCAACCCCCACAGACAGUACCACCCCAGCAGCCACAUACUGUCUGGGGCUGCGGCGGGGGCUGUGUCUGCAGCCAUAACCACCCCGCUAGACGUGUGUAAGACCCUGCUCAACACACAGGAGAACGUAGCGCUCAGCUCCAUGCACAUCAGUGGUCACCUCACAGGCAUGGCCAAUGCCUUCAGGACAGUGUAUCGCCUCGGUGGCAUGGCUGCCUUCUUCAAAGGGAUCCAGGCCCGGGUCAUAUACCAGAUGCCCUCCACUGCCAUCGCAUGGUCAGUCUAUGAGUUCUUUAAGUACUUCCUGACCAAGCAGCAGAUGGAGCGAGAGGCUGGGACAGCAGGCCCAGACUGA